AUGCCCAGAAGAACAUCCGCAGACCACCGCAAUGUCGUCGCUGUCAUCGGUACCACAGGCGUCGGCAAGUCACAGCUCGCGGUAUCCCUCGCUCAGUCUCAUCAGCGCUUCAGCAAAGGCCAUUCGGCGGCAGUGGUGCUGUCCGCAGACUCUAUGCAGCUCUACAAAGGCCUUGAUGUCAUCACCAACAAAGUCACAAAGGAAGAGAUGGGAGGCGUGGAGCACUGGGGCUUGGACGUGGUCAGUCCAGCCGCGGGCCGGAGUUGGGAAGUCGGCAAAUGGUGCAAUGAAGCGGACCAGGAGAUAGCCAAUAUGCCGCUUGAAACUUUGCCGAUCGUUUGCGGAGGCACCCAUUACUUCAUUCAGCACUUUCUCUUUCCCCCACCAGAGCUCUCCUUCAGCCGAGAAGACUCGGAUGGACAAGGGCGCCCGCUAGAAAUCAGAUGGUUUCCCCCUGGACCGACGCCACCUACACCCGAAAACCUGACCCCUGCCUUGAAACGCCUUCUCGAAUCAUUCUGGCUGCCAGAUCCCGUCUGGCCUUCGGCAGAGCUGGAAACGCCUUCCUCACCAUCCACCAAAGCUGAAUCCUCAAAGUCUAGCCGACCGACAGUGCAAGACGAAUACAACCUUCUGAGCUUGUUUCGUCUACUAGAGGCUGUGGACCCGACUGAAGCAGGACGAUGGCAUUGGAAAGAUGGGCGAAAAGUGCGGAGGGGUUUGGAAAGGUGGUGGGAGCGCGGAGGUCGGGUAAACCAGAAAAACACUGACGUUUUGGAGAGCGAGGCGAGGCCUCCUGGUAAAGAUGGGAGACACGCCAAGUUCAGAACUCUCAUAUUUUGGGUCUAUGAACCUCUGGUAUCACUACGGCCAAGGCUCGACAAACGCGUUGACAAGAUGCUCGAGAAUGGUCUACUACAAGAGAUCGAAGAAUUGCGGGGAAUUGCAGCCGAGCUGUUUGGCAGCGACAACCCUGUCGAUCAUACGGAGGGGAUCUUUCAGUCUAUUGGCAAGUCGCGGUCUCGGUUGCAAACGACAAUAUACUCACAGAAGUCUUGUCAGGAUACAAAGAACCCUCAGAGUCACCCUCUCUUCCCAGCCAUGCUCGAGAGGACCAAGAUAUCCACCCAUCAGUACGCCAAAUCACAGAUAAGCUGGAUCAAGAAGCAACUGCUGCCAGCCGUGCGCGAGGCCCGGUCCCUGGGUGGACAGGUCGAAGUGUAUGUUGUGCCUGGCGGAGAAAAAGGGGAGAAACCUGCCGUGGAUGUUCUGAGUCGAUUCUUGAAGGAAGAACACCUCCCGGAUGCAAGCGCAAUCGGCCACCCGGAUGCGGGUGAGCUUCGUCAAAGCCUCAAUGCGCGAAAGUUUUGCGAUAUCUGUUCCACUCCAAACCAACCUUAUUCCGUCAUCGUUCGCGACUGGGACGCGCAUCUGAAGUCCAAGAUACAUAAUCGCAAUUCGCGAUCGUAUGACAAGUCUGACAGAGAAGCCUGGAUAGCUGAGCAGAGGGCGAAAGCCGAGCAAAGAAGGGCAGAGAAGGAGAGAUCAAGAGAAGAGUCGGUACAGCAGCAGGAAGAAGUCUAG
Messenger RNA from Cryptococcus wingfieldii CBS 7118, 1584 nucleotides. RefSeq lists its product as hypothetical. The record is from RefSeq and is a predicted model, not a curated record. Gene Ontology annotation, cellular component: mitochondrion. Gene Ontology annotation, biological process: tRNA modification. Bases 1 to 1584 code for a protein of 527 amino acids. Gene Ontology annotation, molecular function: tRNA dimethylallyltransferase activity. Lineage: Eukaryota; Fungi; Basidiomycota; Tremellomycetes; Tremellales; Cryptococcaceae. The transcript has 6 exons.